GCUGUCGUUCUACUGUAGAUGUUCUAAAGUUCUAAGACUCCCUUCCUCUUCACACCUCCCAUUUACAGCAGAAAAAAAACAAACGUCCAUGUCAGACAGCAGAGACAGACAGCAGGUCCAGCAGCAGCAGCGACGUCCCACCUGAAGAUCAACAUCAGGAACUUCAGCUCAUUCAGGGAAUAGUUUUUUAUUCCUCUCUGGGCUUUAGUAAAGUCUUAGAUUGGACGUUGUCCCAGCUUGACCCUCAGUCAGGGUCCUCUCUUCAUGAAUACAUGCAGAUGUUUUCAUUCACUAACAUGGCCGUGGUGAAGUGCUGCUUUAAGCCAGUGGUGAGUUCUUUGGUAAGAAUGUGGAUCAUCAGGUUUACCUUUUCCUCCCCGACUGGUUUCACUGUGGGAGGAAGUCACAUUAAACCAGCGUCUCCCGACUCUGCUCCGACACUGGACACUUUUACUCAUCCACCCACAUCUCUUCUUAUUUAUUUUCUUCAUUCUGUUUUCCUGACACGUCUCCCCGAGGCUGUCGGAUUAGAAGAUUGAAUUCCAGGCUGAAGUGAAGCUGGGGCAGUGAACGAGGAGCCGUGGACUGAAAUGGCAGUGAAUCUGAGUAAAAAUGGAGCAGCGCUCAUGGCUGCCUACAAAGAGGUGGUGGAUGGAAAGACUGACACCAACUGGGCCCUGUUCACUUAUGAAGGCAACAGCAGUGACAUCAGACUGGCAGAGACGGGAGAUGGAGGUUUGGAGGAGAUGGUGGAGGAGCUGAACACUGGUAAAGUCAUGUAUGCUUUCUGCCGUGUCAAGGACCCAAACUCUGGUCUGCCCAAAUAUGUCCUCAUCAACUGGACAGGUGAAGGUGUGAAGGACUCCAGGAAAGGAGUCUGUGCCAACCACGUCAGCUCCAUCGCUAGUUUCCUUAAGGGAGCCCAUGUGACCAUCAAUGCCCGCACAGAGGAUGAUGUGGAGCCCGAGACCAUCCUGGCAAAAGUGGCCAAAGCCUCUGGAGCCAACUUCAAUUUCCACAAAGAGAAAGAAUACAGAGAUGCCCCCAGAGGACCAGUGGGAUCAGUGUAUCGGAAGGUCAACGCUGUGGAGGAAAUUCAACAAACCAAUAAAGACGACUUCUGGUCCCAGAAUCAGAGAGAAGAAGUAGUUCGUCGACAGGAGGAGAUGAGACGAGCCGAGAUGGAGAGACAGAAGUUGGAGCAGGAGAGAAGGGACGCGGAUGAGAGGGAAGCGAAGGAGAGAGAGAGGAGGAUGAAGGAGACGGAGAGGGAGAAACAGCAACCGGGGUCAAUGUACCGCAAGGUCAACGCUGUGGAGGAAAUUCAACAGACCAACAAAGACAACUUCUGGUCCCACACUCAGGUGUGUGUUUUAUCUGAUCUUUAUCUGUUGUUGCUAAGUCCAUUCCCUGAGGAGAUGAAACAAUUGGAGCUGGAGAGACAGAGGUUGGAGCAGGAGAGAAGGGAGACCGACGAGAGGGAGGCGAAGGAGAGAGAGAAGAGGAUGAAGGAAACCGAGAGGGAGAAACAGCGACCGGGGUCAGUGUAUCGUAAAGUCAACGCUAUGGAGGAAAUUCAACAAACCAAUAAAGACGACUUCUGGGUUCAAACACAGCAAGAAGAAGAGUUACGUCGGCAGGAGGAGAUGAGACGAGUGGAGCAGGAGAGGGAAAAGGUGGAGAUGGAGAGGAGGGAGAUAGAGGAGAAGAUGACGAAGGAGAGGGAGAGGAGAGCUAAGGAGAGAGCUGAGAGGAUUGAACAGGACAGGAUUUAUCAGAAACAAAGGGAAGAGGAGGAAAGAGAGAUUGAGCAACAACGACUGAACCAGCAGGCCAAAGAAGUCAAGAAAACAGGAAUCAACUCUGCUCCGUCAGUGCAAAAAGCUAAUGAGGCCAAAUCUCUGAUUUCUCAGAGAUCAUUUAAUCCACGAGACAUUUUCAAGAAGAGGGAACAGAGCUUUGAGGCCAGUGAUGACAAAUCGACCCCUGCUUCACGCAGACCUGGAAAGCUGAGGAAUCCAUUUCAGUCUCAGAAAUCCUCAGAGAGACAAACUCCAGCAGAACAUAAUUACUCAUUCAAGAGCUCUGCUGUUAGCCCCGUCUCCCCACUGCUGCCGGACUCACCAGCUACUGCUGCCGUCUCUAUCACACCAGAACCAGAGAUCCAAACACCAGCGGCCCACCACCACGGUCAGACCCAAACACACACUCUCCAAAAAUGGUUUACAGAUUUAUCCCAGUCUGUUAGCACGGCCCCCUAUCGCCAAACACACGUUUCCUGUGAAGAUUAUUUAAACAUCAAGUCACCCAAAAACACAAAAGUUGAAGCAGAGGAAGAGUGGUCUGAUGAGUUUGAUGACGAUGCUGAUGAACCCACUCCAGACUCGUUUGGAGAAGAGGAUCUGUAUGAAGAGGCAGGGACAGCAGAUAAUCCAUCCAUGACAGGAGAGGAUCUGUAUGAAAAUGUUCAGCACUAUCAAACACCUGAAGAUACAAAUGGACAGGAUGUCAGAGCCAGAGCUCUGUACGACUACUUGGCCGCUGAUGACACUGAGAUCUCCUUUGACCCAGACGACAUCAUAAAUGGAAUAGAGAUGGUGGACGAGGGCUGGUGGAGGGGCUACGGACCCACUGGACACUACGGCCUCUUUCCUGCCAAUUACGUGGAGCUGAUUUAGCUCUGCCCUCUGUUCAGACACUUGUUUUCAAAUAACAAUCCUUAAAUCUAUGAGAUUUCUGGGUUUGACGGACAUAGCACAAGACCAACAAAUGGAUAUAUAUAAACCUCAUAUAUAUAAAAUCAAUAAACACUCACACUUUGUAAGUAACUCAGUGUGAUUCCAUGUAAACCUAAACGGAAAUAAAUAUUCUGAAGGAAAUAAAGGUAACUUUUUCUCCAUUAUCCCCGAAUCACGUAAUCAUUGGAAAAGUUUGGAGACUACAUGUAUUUACUGAGACAAAAUAUUCAGAUGUAAAUUUAUAUUAAAAAACAAACAACGUUAAAAAUAAACAUGAAUGUACUAGUUUUUGUUUUGGGAGAAUAUGGUAUAUGAUGACAACAGUAAUCUGCUCUUUAAAUCACAAAAUACAACGUUCUUUCGUUAAAGUUUAUACUGACUGAACUAAACACGUAAUCACUGCCACAUACUCCCAUGUAUG
Cynoglossus semilaevis (tongue sole) is the source of this 3159-nucleotide messenger RNA. Its product is annotated as drebrin-like protein B. The coding region runs from base 591 to 2678 and encodes 695 amino acids. Gene Ontology annotation, cellular component: lamellipodium; site of polarized growth; actin filament. Lineage: Eukaryota; Metazoa; Chordata; Actinopteri; Pleuronectiformes; Cynoglossidae. The record is from RefSeq and is a predicted model, not a curated record. Gene Ontology annotation, biological process: regulation of actin filament polymerization; postsynaptic actin cytoskeleton organization; neuron projection morphogenesis. Gene Ontology annotation, molecular function: actin filament binding. The transcript is spliced from 19 exons.